Oppiella nova is the source of this 771-nucleotide messenger RNA. The record is from the annotation of a GenBank genome assembly. Lineage: Eukaryota; Metazoa; Arthropoda; Arachnida; Sarcoptiformes; Oppiidae.
AUGUCUGAGGUAUCAUAUGGUAUGCAAUGUAAAGACGCCUUCAGUUAUUUAGAAGAUUCGCUCAAACAGUUGGAGUUAAGGGAAAAUAAGUUGAGAAGUUUCCCCAUUGCUAUACAAGUGUUGUCUCAUUUGGAAAGUUUGGACUUAUUUGGCAAUGAGAUUAAGACAGUUCCCGAUGACCUCACCUUCUAUUUGCAAUCAAGUCUUAAGCGACUCAAGAGAUUAACUUUAAAUUAUAUCAACUGCACGUGUGAUUUCGGGAAAACCGAUUUCGCGACUUGGAUUCGCUCGCACGCCAUCAAAGGGGUCACCUGUAAGACACCGCACAGACUCUUCGGGAAAGACAUAUCCGUCACACCAAUCGAAGAGUUCUCCAAAGCCAUCGCAUAUAUAAGUAAAGACGCCUUCAGUUAUUUAGAAGAUUCGCUCAAACAGUUGGAGUUAAGGGAAAAUAAGUUGAGAAGUUUCCCCAUUGCUAUACAAGUGUUGUCUCAUUUGGAAAGUUUGGAUUUAUUUGGCAAUGAGAUUAAGACAGUUCCCGAUGACCUCACCUUCUAUUUGCAAUCAAGUCUUAAGCGACUCAAGAGAUUAACUUUAAAUUAUAUCAACUGCACGUGUGAUUUCGGGAAAACCGAUUUCGCGACUUGGAUUCGGUCGCACGCCAUCAAAGGGGUCACCUGUAAGACACCGCACAGACUCUUCGGGAAAGACAUAUCUGUCACACCAAUCGAAGAGUUCUGUGAAUAUGUUUCUAAUUCCGGACAUAAAUAA